AUGGAGAUGAAGGACAAGAACUACUUGUACAUCAAAGUGGGCGAUGGAAAAUACGAUGUGAAGCUCGCUGACUUUGGUUUGACGACAGAGUUGCGGGACUGGACGACAAAGAGCUUGAGAGGCGCCAAAGGCACCCCCCUGUGGCAGGCACCUGAGCUCUUUGAUGGUGACCUCCCCUCACUUCAGUCGGACGUUUUUAGCUUCGGCCUUGUCAUGCAUGCAGCGGUGACGAGACUACCGCUGUACGGCCCUGGCACCAGGCAGAUAGCGAUAAUUGGCAAGAAGGCCAAAGGAGAGGCGCCGUGCGUGGUGGAGAGGCACCACUGCCCUGAUGAGCUGCGCGAGCUGAUGAGGAGAUGCUGCGCCUUGGAACCUGGUGACAGGCGCACGAUGAAGGAUGUCGUCCAAUGCCUGUCCCAGCUACCUGCGGAUUUGGCACCUGGCCAGUAG
Molecule: messenger RNA, 450 nt
Organism: Ostreobium quekettii
Lineage: Eukaryota; Viridiplantae; Chlorophyta; Ulvophyceae; Bryopsidales; Ostreobiaceae
Source: the annotation of a GenBank genome assembly